AUGGUAGAGGGAUUCGUCCCAGCAGGAGAUGAGCAGUGGGAUAUGGCCUGGGAUUGGUUAUAUCAACUUGCCGAGCUGUGUCUGCUUCAACUAUGGGAAGAUGUGAAAGAGUAUGAUGCUACUGAUCAAAUAAAGUUCAGCAAAUAUUGUAAAAUUCAUGAUGUGUUGCAUGAUUUGGCCAUACACAUAUCGAGAGAAAAUAAAUGUGCUUUUUCUGUUGAGGAAGCCUCUACAUGUACAAUUGGUGCCUCUGGCUGGUCUCGGAUUUUACUUGCCAAGAAAGAUAUCAAUGUCGAUAACAUCUUCGAUAGCCAACUUGCUUAUAUCCGUACAUUCUCACUAUCUCAGAAUAGGGAGAUUACAAGCCUUCCAAGUAACUUGUUUACUCAUGUGAGAGGACUGCGCAUUCUGGAUUUGAGCUACACAAGCAUCUCUACAUUGCCUGAAUCCGCUGAAAAGAAUACACUUCUGAAGGUUCUGGAUUUAAGGGGUACAGAGAUAAAGCAAGUGCCGGAGUGUGUGAGACAUCUGAAAAGUCUCUUGUUUCUUGCUAUGCCUAACAGAUGCAAGUAUUUACCACCAUGGAUAGGUGAACUUAAAUGUCUUCAGCAUUUAGAAUGCGAGGGUGUUCAUCGCAUGCCAAAGACAAUAUCAAAGCUGGCCUCAUUAAGAAAGCUGCAAUCAGGUAUAUUGCAUCUAUCCAUAGAAGAGGACGAAUUCAUUAGGCUGGAGGAUUUGGCCAAUAUGACUCAGCUUCAGGAACUAGAGUUAACUCUCAACCAUGAGAUGCAGUUGAAGAUGGUGGAAGAAGGGAUUCUUUCGCAACUGCUCAAGAUGCGUCAACUAUUUAUCAGGAAUUGUGUUGAUGAUGAAAUGGGUAGAACAAAGUUACCGCGAUUUUCAGAGAAAAUGAGAGCAAUGGAAAACCUUGAAAGUCUUAGAUUAAUCAAAUUUGAGGUGCCAAGGUGGAUAUGUGAUUUGUGGAAUCUCAGGGAAUUGGAGUUAUGUAAUUGUGAUUGUAGUGAUUGUCCGGAGUUGCAAACAAUGCCGAAUCUAGUGAGGUUGAAGUUGUCGGGGAAUGAUAGGUGCAUAGAAUUGCCAAAAGCGUUAGGAAAGUCAGGAGAGUUUCCAUACCUUUAUUCCUUGUCAAUUCAAUUCUUCGAGGAACAAGAGGAGGUGAGGCCACGCAUGAAGCAAAGUGAUGCAAAUGCUGGAAGGGAAGAUGGAGCAUGA
Cryptomeria japonica (Japanese cedar) is the source of this 1233-nucleotide messenger RNA. RefSeq names its product putative disease resistance protein RGA4. NCBI's taxonomy places the organism in Eukaryota, Viridiplantae, Streptophyta, Pinopsida, Cupressales, Cupressaceae. The transcript has a single exon. Gene Ontology annotation, molecular function: protein binding. The coding region runs from base 1 to 1233 and encodes 410 amino acids. The record is from RefSeq and is a predicted model, not a curated record.